ACUCAGAUGAAGAUGGUGAUGAACUGGUGCUAGUUGACAAAUAAGCCACUCGUAUAUGUACAUAUUUAUUAUAUUUAUAAACCGUACAUAUAAGUUAAUUUGUACUUUUUCAUUUUCUCAUUUGACAUGUUCCCCUCAGCUCUGCUGAGUUUUUGUUUGUAAAUUUAAUUAAAUUAAUCCAUAGCCCUGUUGUUGCGUUUUGUUUUUCUUCUUUGUUUUGUCUGUACUCGGUAGGUACACACACAAAUCAAUAGAUCUAAUUUAGAAUUUUGAAAAAACAAAGAAAAAAGUUAUUAUAGUUAAUAGUUGUUAAAAAAAUGUAAUAACAAUAAAUAAACACAAAGAAAUAAGAAUACAAUUGAAAAUGUUUUUCAGUUUUUUGUUGUUGUUGUUUAAACAAUCCAAGAAAAUACUUUGAAUCCGUAGACCACUGCCGAAUAGUCUUAUUAUUGCCAUUUGAUGGCAAUUGCUCAUAUACUGUCAGCUUAAAUGAGUAUAUGUAAUAUUGUAAACAAAGGAUAAACAGGUGGCGGUUGAGCUCAGGAUCUAAACGGACUAAAAGCACAGACGUCAAACGCAACGUCUUAGUUUCAGAAGCGAAAUUCGUUUUUAUGUUUUCCCAGAACUCAGUUUUUUAAUGAAGUGACCCAGUAACCCAAAUAAAAGCACCACUAACCCACUAAACCGGCACUAUUGUGUUACUGAGCCAUUCAUAGUGUUACACCAAACAUCCUUAUUUAAUCUACUUUCAGUCAAUAAUCCCCCUGUUCGUGAUGGUCUGUGGCCUCCAUGUUUACCCCCAGGGUUUGACCCCGCACCUCCCUGGCUUCAGUCCACUGCCGGAGCACUUUGCCCAGCAGAGGGCGCCCCGAGCCCGUUCAAUCCCCCCACCCCCCCUCCCCAUCACAAGGGGAGGAGGGCAACUCCAUCCAACUGCGGUACCCAUCCGAUUCCUGUAAUUGCUUCCUUCCUGCAGUUAAUUGGUGCCAAUCUGUCCAGCCUCAAAAACCCCGAGCUACAUUUACACAAUGUCAGAAUCGCACACACUAUGUAUUUUUAGUGCAUGCUCAUUCAUGCGUCACGUGAAAAACUACACUUAUUGAGUGUGUCUCGCGCGUUGAAUUCACCUGUUUUCAGCGCAGCCAGAGCCCGCAGACAGAUCGAGGUGAGCUUCCUGCACCCGUGAGCGUUGCGUUGCAGUAUCACUGCACAGAUUGUUCAAACCUGACAUGUGUUUGUCAUUGCAGACAGUUUUGGACACAACAACAAAUUAUUAAAACGCAAAGUUGUUGUUUGUGCAAAAGCAGGUUAAUAAAGGUAUCAUAUCUCACUUAUUGAAGAUUUACUAUGGGAGCUAAACAUGCACCAGAUUUCAUGGGAUGUUUGGCGAUAUUUUAGGCGGCACGAGUACAAUAACUCGUCCUACUUAUCGCCUACUACGCCUUGCAUUAGUAUUGUGUGCAUGUCUCCCGUCAAUGGAAGCUGUACUCUACUAUGACCCCUCCCACUUCUUCCCCGAAAUAGACCCCGCGUGAAGAUAAAAUGCACAAUCUAGUGACUAAAUGAACCGACGCGAGCACGUGUUUCGACUUUAUAUCGACCAUUGUGUCGCGUGGGGAUUAUUUCCGACGAUACAUGCGGGAAUUUUAUUUGAGAUAAGUGGCAGUUUCAAGACCGGCGAGCGUUUCGCGGGAAAACGAGCGGAGGGAUACAGCGGAGGAGCGGAGGGGUAGUGCUACGGCCGUUUUUAUUGCAGCCGGCGGAGCUCUCAGCUGUGAUUCUCACGCUACUGAUGACAGACUGUUCUUCGUCCUCACCGGGUCGCUAGUGCAGCCAUUCAACGCUCCAUGCAUGCUUCACACAGACUCACGGAAACCGCCUACGACACCUCCGUGGAAGGAUUUAAUGUUACUUUCUUACCGGAAUAACUUUCCUACCCUUUUUUGCGCCUCUUGGCUCGGUUUAGCCUCGUCUUCUUCCGCCGACAGUUUACGAUCUAAAAGCUUCACAAUAAGGACAAACGCAACAGAGACAAAAUGCCGCUGAAUUCAAGUUUGGCGAGUAAAAACUACGACUACGAUUACGACUCUCUUCAACCGUAUUUCUAUUACGACAACGAGGAGGAGGAUUUCUACCCUCAGCAGCUUCAGGCUCCGGCACCGAGCGAAGACAUCUGGAAGAAAUUUGAACUGCUGCCGACCCCUCCCCUCUCCCCGAGCCGCCGGCCGUCCCUGUCAAGCCUCUUCCCCUCCACGGCGGAUCAGCUGGAGAUGGUGACCGAGUUCCUGGGCGACGACGCGGUCAACCAGAGCAUCAUCUGCGACGCCGACUACUCCCAGACCUUCCUCAAGUCCAUCAUCAUCCAGGACUGCAUGUGGAGCGGCUUCUCCGCCGCCGCCAAGCUGGAGAAGGUGGUCUCCGAGCGGCUCGCCUCCCUGCACGCCGCGAGGAAGGAUUCUGCGGCCGCCGAGACCUGCCCGGAGCCCCCGGGCGCCGCAGCGUGGCGGCUCAACAGCUGCUACCUGCAGGACCUGAACACGUCCGCGGCGGAAUGCAUUGAUCCGUCCGUGGUGUUCCCGUAUCCGAUGGCGGAGACGCCCAAGCAGAUCGCGGGGACGCCGCCCAGCAAGGAUUUGGGUCUGGAGACGCCGCCGAACAGCAGCAGCAGCAGCUGUAGUGACUCAGAAGAUGACGACGAUGAGGAGGAGGAGGAGGAGGAAGAGGAGGACGAUGAUGAUGAUGAGGAGGACGACGACGAUGAGGAUGAGGAGGACCAGGAGGACGAGGAGGAGAUCGACGUGGUGACCGUGGAGAAGAGGCAGGCGGUGAAGCGGUGUGACCCCAGCCCUGCAGAGAGCAGGCAUCCCAGCCCGCUCGUGCUGAAGAGGUGCCACGUCUCCACCCACCAGCAUAAUUACGCCGCCCAUCCAUCCAUGAGGCACGAGCAGCCGGCUGUCAAGAGGCAGAAGCUGGAGAACAACAGCAACAGCAGCAACGGUGGUGGAAACAGCAGGGUCCUCAAACAGAUCAGCAGCAACCGCAAGUGUUCAAGCCCGCGGACGUCUGACACGGAGGACUACGACAAGAGAAGGACUCAUAACGUUCUGGAGCGUCACAGGAGGAACGAGCUCAAGUUGAGCUUCUUCGCCCUGCGGGAUGAGAUCCCCGAGGUGGCCAACAACGAGAAGGCGGCCAAAGUGGUGAUCCUGAAGAAGGCCACAGAGUGCAUUUACAGCAUGCAGAAGGACGAACAGAGACUCCUCUCGCUCAAGGAACAGCUGAGGAGGAAAAGUGACUUUUUAAAGCAGCGACUCGCACAUCUGCAGAGCUCUCGCGCUUAAAGUUUGAAUCAUCAUAGACUUUUUGGCCUUUUUGUUUUUUAUGCAAGUUCAAGACUUGGGGGGGUGUAUAGUUGUUGUUGUUGUUGCAUGCAAAUGCAAAGCGGAUUAAAUUGUUUUUGGAAUCUUGUUUGAUUUCAAUGUUAAAACUGCCUCAAUUGAAGUUAUGGUUGGAUUAAAUAUUUAAAAGUUUAUUUUUAUUAAUAAAAUGUAAAAACAAAAAAAUGGGGCUACCCUGUUGAGGGGGUCCAAACUAAAAUAUAAAUUUGUAUGUUUUGUAUAUAAUUAAUAUUUCCUAAGAAAAUGUAUUUUUGGAUCUCAAUUGUCUGGAUGUUCAGACCCAGUGUUCUGUUUUUUUCCAUUAUGUUCCUAGAUUCUUUUUGAAAUAUAAAAAAUGUUUCUUCUUAA
Pseudoliparis swirei is the source of this 3746-nucleotide messenger RNA. It is a transcript of the gene myca, whose product is annotated as MYC proto-oncogene, bHLH transcription factor a. The transcript is spliced from 3 exons. Bases 2037 to 3341 code for a protein of 434 amino acids. Lineage: Eukaryota; Metazoa; Chordata; Actinopteri; Perciformes; Liparidae. Gene Ontology annotation, molecular function: DNA-binding transcription factor activity, RNA polymerase II-specific; protein dimerization activity; RNA polymerase II cis-regulatory region sequence-specific DNA binding. The record is from RefSeq and is a predicted model, not a curated record. Gene Ontology annotation, biological process: positive regulation of cell population proliferation; regulation of transcription by RNA polymerase II.